Aspergillus viridinutans is the source of this 858-nucleotide messenger RNA. RefSeq names its product putative ribonuclease H1. Gene Ontology annotation, biological process: DNA replication, removal of RNA primer. The transcript has 2 exons. Gene Ontology annotation, molecular function: RNA-DNA hybrid ribonuclease activity; nucleic acid binding. Bases 1 to 858 code for a protein of 285 amino acids. The record is from RefSeq and is a predicted model, not a curated record. Lineage: Eukaryota; Fungi; Ascomycota; Eurotiomycetes; Eurotiales; Aspergillaceae.
AUGCCUAUGCCUAGGAAUUAUCAGCAGAGGAGGAUGAACUAUCGUGCUCGCAAUACCGAGCAGGACUCUGAUACCGAUGACACACACAGUGUGCACUCGUCUCUCAGUCAUGGCGCAAGUACUCUGUUCAGUCACGAUGACCGUUCCUCUGUUUCUUCGGGACCAGUAUCUGUCUCGCAUGCCCUACCUCACCGAGGUACCGGCCUCCGUUUUCGACCUGAAAACAUGUACCCAGACCGUUUCACACUGGCGGACAUCGAGGUGCCUCGAGGACCGUGGGUGUACCUUGCAUGCCCAGGAUCCAGGCGCAAGUGUCCACAUUGCAAAGUUCACGUGAGCCACAGCGACCAUGUCGUGGUAGCAGUUGACGGAGCAUGCUCAAAGAACGCCAAAGAUGGAGCUCGCUCAUCGUAUGGGGUGUUCUGGGGUCAUAACAACGUACUGAACACCGCCGUGCCUGUUGAGGGAGAAAAUCACCAUACGAACCAGGUAGCCGAAUUACGGGCUUGUAUGAGAGCAUUGCUGGACGUGGUGCACGUCAAAUCUCUCUUUGAGGACCAAGGCGGUGCUCUUAGCGUGGUUGUCAUCAAGUCCGACUCGGAGUAUCUAGUCCGCGGCGUCACCGAAUGGCUCCCCAAAUGGAAGAGGAAUGGCUGGAAGAACUCCAGGGGACUGGAUGUGGCGAAUUGGGAACAUUUCAAGGCGAUUGAGCGUCUCACGGAGGAUUUGGAGAGACAAAAAAUAAUCGUCAAGUUCUGGCAUGUACCUCGGAGGAAUAAUCGCGACGCAGAUGCUAUGGCGAAGGCCGUCUUGAGGGGCGUCUGGAACCGGGGAUUGGGUUUGCUCCCUCCAUUCUAG